AUGGUUCUUCUACGGAAUGCCAUGAAAGUAGCAGCAUGCGUCUCAGGUUGUGCCGUUGCUGCCAAAUUUUGGGAUGACGGAACUUUUUGGAAGGCGUAUGCUGCCACUGCCACCGCUCAAGCAAAAACCUUUGACGAGCAUUUCCCUCGAGGAACAUGGGACGACAACUGGGACUACCGGUCUCCUUCGUUUCUGCUAAAUGCAAAGAAAUACGCAGAGGCAAAUGAAGCCGAGAAGAAGAAAAUGGAUGAGGAGGUAAAAGCAAAAGCCACCAGGAACAUAUUUCUGAUACGUCAUGGUCAAUAUUUCAUGGACUCCGAAAAGAAGAAUCUUACUCCAUUGGGGAAAGAACAAGCAGCACUCCUUGGAAAACGUCUUGCUACUUCUGGAAUGAAGUUCGACAGCCUGGUGAUGUCUACGAUGGUGAGAGCUACUGAAACAGCAGAGAUUAUUCUAGAACAAAUGCCAGAAUUGAAGAGAACGUCUUGUUCUCUGAUCGAGGAAGGCCCACCAUAUCCACCUAUUCCUGCUGUAGAUCACUGGAAACCGCCUCAUUCUGAGUUCUUCGCCGAAGGAGCCAGAAUAGAGUCAGCGUUCCGGCGGCACAUUCACCGAGCUCCACCCUCACAAAAGGAAGAUUCUUAUGAAAUCAUUGUAUGCCACGCAAAUGUUAUCCGAUACUUCGUAUGCCGAGCACUGCAAUUUCCACCGGAAGGAUGGCUGCGAAUGUCUCUCGGAAACUGCAGUAUCACUUGGCUAGUUAUUCGACCAUCAGGACGCGUUAGUCUGCGUAGUUUAGGAGAUAUUGGACAUCUCCCUCCAUCGAAGGUGUCUUUCACAUAA
Messenger RNA from Cooperia oncophora, 843 nucleotides. The record is from the annotation of a GenBank genome assembly. Lineage: Eukaryota; Metazoa; Nematoda; Chromadorea; Rhabditida; Trichostrongylidae.